GCGGAGGCGGCGGGAGCUCCACGCCGCGGAACCGGCGGGCUCCAUCCUGACCCUGAGGCCUCCAUCUCGCCCCACUGGCCAUCGGAACAAGCCAUAAACCGAGUUGCUGGGUCACGGGAAGGCUGGGACAGACUGCCAUGGCUGAAAAUAGCAAGAAGAGUUUUGGAGAGAAGGAAGGGGAUCAAGACAAGAAAAAAUGUGUCUUUGGAGAGCAUGAGCAUUCGGAGUUCAAAGACCAGACGACAAAUACACAGCUUGUGAGGUAUUGUGCUCUGUGUGUGUCUGUAGCUCCAUUUACCAGCCAUUCUGCCCUUGCAGUGGGGUGGGCAGGGUUCCCAGCGUCCCCUCACAUGCAGGGUCCCCUUGCAGGCAGGUAUGUGACUGCUUCUCUUUGCAGCCGGCGUGCAUCCCAGAACAGUAUCAAACUGAAAGAGGAGGCUCACUCCAAAUCUCCUCCACCAGCCAGUCACAGCCUUGUCAGGGAGGCCAAAAGGACUAGCUGUGACUGGUGGAGCUCAAAAGAUGAGAAGUUUGUAGAUUUGGAGCCACAGCCUCCAGCAAAGACCAGCCCUGCUGCAGACAGCCAGCCUGUCCCUGCCAGCCAGCUCCUGGCCACAGAGAAGGCAGGAGCUAAAGCUGACCCACUGAAGGAGGAGGAGAACUGUCUGAGUGCUGCCUUGGCUCUCAAGAAAUCUCAAGCACAGGCGAAAGCCCUGGACGCUCCGGGUGAAGAGCUGGACGUCCACACUCCUGCCAGCCAGGUGGAUGCCUCCACAAGAGCACCACAACAGACAACUACCCCACAGGACAAGGCACAGAGCACAGAUGGCUCCAGUCAGCCAGUCCCUCAGCUCAGCACCAUGAAAGAAGCCUCAGUAGAACUGUUGCAGUCUGCAAAGCCAGAUCCCUCCCAAAAGGUCAGAGCCCCAGAUGAAUAUACUGUUAAAUGUGCCAGAGCUUUUCAGCCGACUGAUGGUAGCAAUUUGAGAGCCCGUGACACCUGCUCACAGGCCAGUGAGAAGUCUGUGCUAGAGGAUGAUCUCUUCAACAGACUGGAGGAGGAAUUGGAAUUUCUAGAGAGCGAGGAGGAAAUGGUCUGUCUGGUGCUUUACCUGCCUGACAACAUCCCUGUGUCCCAUCAGGUUAAUGCAGCUGAGUCACAUCUCCAGUCUGCAUCAAGCUGCUUAUUAGCACUGCUCCACAUCCAAGCUCAUGUGUCACAGCUGGAGGGCCAGGUCCGGACACUGGAGAUGGAGCAGGCACAGCUAAGGCAGUUACUGCAGCUUCUCCAGCAGCGGCACCAGGAGGACUUGGAUCUCAUUGCAUGUGCCCACAGGAGCCAUAUGAAGGUAGUGGAGAACAGUGGGCAGCAGGAGGAGCGGCUGCAGCAGGAGGAGCAGCCAGCAGCUCAGCUCCCACUGCAGAGGCAGGACACCGCCCCAGCACAGCAACAUCCCAUGUCCCAGGAGCAGGAAAAGUGUCCCAUGUCCAAGAAGCCGGACAAGCAGCUCAAGGAGCUCCAGGACAGGCUGUGGCAGCAGCAGAGGGACAUGGCGAAGGAGCGGAGCCAAUUCCAGGAGGUGAUUGCAAAACUGGAGGCCAGGCUGAGUGAGCAGACUCAGGUGCUGGAGCAGGAGCGCGGCAAGGCCAUGGUGGAGGAAGCCAAAGCAAAAUCACUGCAGUGUUCACUGGAGAAGCAGCAACAAUUCAUGAAGCAGCAGCUCUCCAUGGAGAGAGAAGAGCUGAAGAGGGUGAAGAACACUUUGCUGGAGGAGCAGAAGUCAAUGCUGCAGAAGUGUUCAGAGGAGCGAGGGAAGCUGGAGGCUGAGUGGGCAGAAUUCCACACCCAAGAGAAGCUGAGGGAGGAGUGGCUGGAGCAGAAGAGGGAGCAGUCCCGGCAGAUAGACUGCACCAGGAUGAGAUUGGCCAAGGAGCAGGAAGAGCUGAGUUUCCAGGGCCAUAGGCUGAGAGCCAAGGAGGAGCAGCUGAGGAGGGACAGGGAGCAGCUAGAUGAAUCCUGGCAUGAGCUGCAGCUAGAGAAGGAGAAGGUGAACAGUAUUACACAGACCAUCCAGAAGCAGAAGAAGGAAAUUAAAAGCAUGAUUCAACGCUCAUCCCAGAAGUAUAGAGUAGGUAAGCGAGCCCUGCGGGAGGCACACCGAAUAGAGUCCCUACAACAGGACAGGCUCCAGGCCAUGCAGAGACAGUUGGAGCAGUUGAGGCAGCAUCAAGAGCUUCUGCACCAGGAUUGGCUGAGCACAAUUCAGCAGAGGAGACAGCUCGAACAGCUGUGCAACUCAGCCCAGAACCUCCGUGCCCCUAUGGAAAGCCUCUCCAGCACACCGUGCAGGAUCCACCCUCAGCAUGGCCUGUGGUAUUGCAGGGACAGCACAGACAGCUCCACUGCACUCUAUGCUACACUGCAGAUGCUGAGACAGAGGGCCCAGAUGGAGCUUGAUUUCUUGGAAGGUGAGCGCGUCUUCCUGGAGUCCCUGAAGAAAGCACCCAACUCCGCAUGAUGCCUGUCCACUGGAGGAGGUGACAUCCCCCAACACGCUACCAAGGGAUAAUGUGCCCUCCAACCUGGGGAGGAAAGUGAACAAUAAAUACUCCAAGUUGUCAGCUUCUUCUCUUUCCAAAUAUUGUCAGAGUGUUCGAUAAUUCACUGCUAAUAAUUCAAUGUUGUACAGCUGGUCCUGAAUGCCAUCCAGAUGAACCUGGACAAGCUUGAGAUGUGGGCCAGAUAAGAUCAUAAGAUUUAGCAAGACCAAAUGGGAGAUGUUACAUCUGGAUUGGGGCAACCCCUGCCCAGCAUCAGUCCAAACUGGGGGAUGAACAGAUUGAGAGCAGCCCUGCUGAGAAGGACUUGGGAGUGCUGGUGGGUGACAGGCUGGACGUGAGCUGGCAGGGUGUGCUUGCAGCCCAGAAAGCCAAAUGUGUCCCAUGUGGGCAGCAGGGUGAGAGAAGGGAUUCUCCCCAUCUACUUUGCCCUUGUGAGACCCCACUCGAAGUACUGCAUCCAGGUCUGGGAUCCUCAGCACAAGAAAGACGUGGACCUGUUGGAGUGAGUCUAGAGGAGGCCACAAAGAUGGAGGAGGCUGGAGCACCUCUGCUGUGAAGACGGGCUGAGAGAGCUGAUGUUGUUCAGCCUGGAGAAGAGAAGGCUUCUGUGAAACCUCAUUAUGGCCUUUCAGUACUUAAAGAGAGAUUAUUAAAAAGAAGGGGGAAUGAUUUUAAACUAAAAUAGGACAGAUUAGAUUAAAUCUUAGGAGGAAAUUAUUUACUGUGAGGGUUCUGAGGCACUGGAACAGGUUACCUGGAGAACUUGUGGGUACUCAUCACUGGAAGUGUUCGAGGCUGGGUUUGUGAUGUUGUGGAAUGUUUCCCUGCCCAUGGGAGAAGGUUUGGAAGUAGAUGAUCUUUAAGGUCCUUUCCAACCCAAGCCUUUCCAUGACUCUAUAAUGAGUAUAAUGUCACUUGUGCCCUUGGCAUUGAAAGUCUGAAAGCAAACUAAAAUGCAGACUUUAGAAGGAUGAGAGCAAUAUUAAAUUGUACUUGCUUAUUUGACUUUUUCGAGUGGUGCAUUUUAUAUCCUGUAAGCUAACGCUUUGACACUGUUCUGUCUUGUCUAGUUAAUACAUAUUGAAGACUAAUAGAUAUGGAUUUUAUGUGCUUUAGUACCUUUCUUAUUGACUGGUGCAAUCAAAUACAUUACUUUCAUUAGUGAUUAUUAUGAAUAAAGGAAUUGUUAAUGUUCA
Molecule: messenger RNA, 3758 nt
Organism: Pseudopipra pipra
Lineage: Eukaryota; Metazoa; Chordata; Aves; Passeriformes; Pipridae
Product: fas-binding factor 1 homolog
Exons: 18
Coding region: 138-2519 (793 amino acids)
Biological process (GO): establishment of epithelial cell polarity; cilium assembly
Cellular component (GO): centriole; ciliary transition fiber; ciliary basal body
Source: RefSeq, a predicted model, not a curated record